Molecule: messenger RNA, 770 nt
Organism: Aspergillus pseudonomiae
Lineage: Eukaryota; Fungi; Ascomycota; Eurotiomycetes; Eurotiales; Aspergillaceae
Product: putative extracellular thaumatin domain protein
Exons: 2
Coding region: 131-649 (172 amino acids)
Source: RefSeq, a predicted model, not a curated record
UUCAAAAAAGUUCCUUCCUUGCGUCUGUAGAACAGGCCCAGUCAAUCUCUUGACUUCAAAAAACUCAAAAAACCUUCCAACCAGCACAAUCUCAUCACAGUCUUUUGUCUUCUUUUCCAACUCAUUCAAAAUGAUGUUCAGCAAGACUAUCACUUUGGCCGCUCUUGCCAGCCUCACUGCUGCUCUCCCCACUGCCAACCCUGUCAAGCGGAGUGGCGGUGUCAACAUUGUCAACAACCUGGGUGAAACCGUUUACGCGUGGUCUGUUUCUGAUAGAGUCAGUAACAUGCAUUCCCUUUCUGCGAACGGUGGCAACUACCAGGAAUCCUGGCAAACCAACGACAACGGCGGUGGCAUCUCCAUCAAGUUGUCCAACACUCAGGAGCAGUCCAACGUCCUCCAGUUUGAGUACACCCAGUCCGGUGACACCAUCUACUGGGACAUGAGCUGCAUCGACCUCGGCGGAGACAACGUCUUCACCAAGUACGGUUUCUCCGUUACCCCCUCCACCACUGACGGCAACUGUCCCUCUGUCAACUGCGCUGCUGGUGACACUGCCUGCGCCGAGGCUUACCUCAAGCCCGACGAUGACCACGCUACUCACGGCUGCCCCAUUGACACCUCCUUCAGUGUCACCAUUGGCCUCUAAGCAUCUUUUUCUCUCCUUUCAACGAGAUAAGAUGACUUCACUACGCUCCUUUUUGCUACAACGGAGUUCGGUAUGGUUACGGGGGAAAUGGGAAAGAAAAAAAAACAACUCCAAAUUGACU